Planococcus citri (citrus mealybug) is the source of this 1683-nucleotide messenger RNA. RefSeq lists its product as uncharacterized. The transcript is spliced from 2 exons. The record is from RefSeq and is a predicted model, not a curated record. Bases 1 to 1683 code for a protein of 560 amino acids. Lineage: Eukaryota; Metazoa; Arthropoda; Insecta; Hemiptera; Pseudococcidae.
AUGUUGACACUUACGACCAAUUUUGAUAAAUCUCAGACUUUGAGAACUAAUCAUAAGAUCAUCAAAAUAAUACUGAUCAUCUCAACAGCCAUUUUCGUUCUCAUCGAUGAAACCAGCACUUUCCCAUCAAAGCGUACUCAAUCUCACAUUAAUGGAUAUAACAUAGUCGAGUUCGAAGAAGACACCCAAGUAUGCGAGAUCAAUCUCAAACAUCCGACGACGGAUUCGAAAAUAUCAAAAUCAGACGACUUCCGCGACUUCGUGAGCAAUUCGAAACUUUGGGUGGAUAAAAGUCUUCUCGCUGAAAAAAUAGUAACUGCAGCUGACAGAGUGAUAUUAAUCACUGCUCCUCGGAAAUGGGGUAAAAGCUUGAAUCUGAAUAUGCUAAAAUGUAUUUUUGAAAACAGCCCAACAAACGUCUCAACUGAAGCAGAUUUUGUGCACAAGUUUUUCACAAAACAAAUCGUACAUUAUGAGAACAUAACGGCGGGUAAAGUAAUGUGCAGACCGUUGAUUUCGACGAGAACUGAUUUCAUGAAGAAAUACUUUCAGAAAUAUCCUGUCGUUUAUUUGAAUUUUAGAAAUUUUACCCUAGACAAUUGGCGAAGCUCGUUUAAAAUUAGCAUAUCUCGGGUAUACAAGAAGCAUGAAUAUUUGCACACACAUUGGAAGUCUGUCGCCUCGGAUCAAAAUAAACCAUUCGAUGUACGAAAAAAUGCGAAAAAAAUAACUGAUAAAUUUUCCAAAUACAUGAGGUCGAAAGAUGACGAUGAUAGUUCGUUACAAAAUAGUAUCGCUUGGUUAUGCCAGAAUUUGUACGAGGUUUAUGAUAAAAAAUGUUUUGUUUUCAUCGACGAAUUCGACGCUCUGCAAAACGAGACAAUUUUUAAAAACGAGACAGGAACAGAAGCUAUCGAGUUCAUGAAAACUUUCAACUCAUUGAUUUUCAAGAAUCCUGAAAAGGCGGGUAUCGAGAGAGCUGUCCUGACUGGAAUACUUCGAUCAGCCAAAUCAACAUUGUUGAGUGAUGUCCCUCGGUAUUAUGAUGCGAAUUCGAUAAAUAUGAAACGAUUCACACCGUUUUACGGGUUCACUCCGCACGAAGUGGAAGCAAUAAUACGUCACGAAGAGCCGGAAUCAUUUCAAGAGUACUUUCGCUAUGCUACCAAAUGGUACGAUGGCUAUGGAUCGUUAGGUUUAUGGGAUGGUUCGAUGUUCAAUGCUUGGGACAUAACGAGACACAUCGAAACGUUCACCACACAUCCAUUUUGGGUGAAGACUGGUUCAAUGGAGGUACUAAUGAAACUACUGAGUUUUGAUUUUUUCGAAAAAAUUAUCUGCGCUGCGCUAGACUCGAAUCAAGGUUACCAGAUUUCUGCAUCUAGUCUUCAAAAUGUAGACGAAUCUACGUUGGAAGAGAUUCGUGGAUUACUGAAUGCAGAAUAUGCAAAUAUGUAUCAGUACGAGAAGAAUAAUGGACGAGACGAACAACUCCAAAUUGCGGCCAUACAAUUCGCGUUGCAAACUGGAUAUUUAUCAGUUCGAUCGAAUUUAGGUUCCGAAUCGCUGAAAAAAAUUAAUUCAGGUUCGAUGAAAGUUCCAAUCAUUGUACCGAAUUGGGUAUUGAGACUCGUAUUGCGGCAUACUCGAGACGACACGAUUAGGCUCCGAUAUAUUCGCUGA